ACAACUAUCGGCUACAGUGAUCCAGCUAUGUGACAUUUUGAUACAAAUGCCUCCAAUUUAGCAUUAUUUUAUGUUUUUGCUCAUAUAAUUAGUACACUGACAAAAAACUAUUAGUAAGUAUUAAACCGGACCGAUAUAUCUUAUUUUAUUCAUUUGGAUGAAGUGGUCUCCUCCACUGUCUUUCCCGACUCCGGAGCUGUCAACCGCAGUCGAAAGGGGAGGGUCAACAUGGCGUCUGAGCAGGAGAGUUCCAACGGGCCUGUGAAGAGGUCUAUGAGGGAGAAGGCCAUCGAACGGCGGACCACCAACAAGGAGCACAACAGCAACUUUAAGGCAGGCUAUGUGCCCAUAGAGGAGGAGCGCCUGCACAAGACAGGCCUGAGAGGACGCAAGGGCAACAUGGCUGUCUGCAUCAUCAUCCUGCUCUUCCUGCUAGCACUCAUCAACCUCAUUAUCACUCUAGUGAUCUGGACGGUGAUACGAAUCGGGCCUAGUGGUUGUGACAGUAUGGAGUUUCAUGAAAGUGGGCUGCUGCGUUUCAAACAGAAGGCAGACAUGGGCGUGGUCCACCCACUGCACAAGAGUACUGUGGGGGGCAGGAAGGACCAGGACCUGGUUAUCACCGGCAACAACAACCCGGUGGUGUUCCAGCAGGGCUCCACUAAGCUCAGUGUUGAGAAAGAGAAGACGUCCAUCACCAGUGACAUGGGCAUAUCCUUCACUGACCCCCGCACUCAGAACACCUUCUUCAGCACAGACUUUGAAAACCACGAGUUCCACCUGCCCAAAGGAGUCAAAGUACUCAAUGUGAAGAAGGCCUCCACAGAAAGGAUCACCAGCAACGCUUCCUCUGACCUGUCCAUCAAAGGGGACAGCAAGGCCAUCAUCCGUGGCAACGAGGGGGUCUUCAUCAUGGGCAAGACAGUGGAGUUCAGGAUGGGAGGGGACAUCGAGCUCAGAGCUGAGAACAGUAUUAUUUUGAACGGAUCUGUGAUGGUGAGCGUCACUCGCAUGCCUAACCCCCCAGUGGGGGCCAAUGUGUAUUUCGACGAGGGUCUGUUGAGGUACAAGCUGUGUAUGUGUGCAGACGGCACUCUGUUCCGUGUCCAGGUGAAGUAUCAGAACAUGGGCUGCCAGACCUCAGACAACCCAUGUGGAAAGGCCCACUAAAGAGACUGGAACACAAACUGAUGUUACACCAUCCAUCCUCUCCAACAAUCAACAGAUGGUCUGGCCAACCAGUGUUGAAAUACCAUAGAAUGGUGUACAGUGCAUACUCUAUAUGCAUUCAAAAUGUAGCACACCCAGGAACACACUCUUUUUUUAUGGUGGUCUUUUUGUUUAUCUGCAUAUUCACCUGGCCAAAUAUAUCUAAAUAAGUGCUAAAGUAUUAUCAUUGUUUUUUUCUGACUAUAUGAAGUAACAACAGAAGCAGCACUUUACCAAGCCAUCCAGUAUUACCAGUAUUCUGGAUAUUACCAGUAUUACCAGUAUUCUGGAUAUUACCAGUAUUACCAGUAUUCUGGAUAUUUCUAUUAAUCAUGACAUUUGACAUUUAUAUUUCCGCUGGCAGCUGUUUGUGACUCAAAUACAAGUCACCCUGCAUUAGGCAUCAGCCACUGAUCACAUAGUGUGGGACACUAUAUUUAUUUAUUGAUUAUGGUUAAUUAAGGAGUUAUGAGUUGGAGUUAGCGGGAUAUGUGCGAAAUAGAAAAGUUAAUUUUAGCCAUUCAGUAUUGCUGAUUGCAGGAGAUAAUCUGUGCUUGUUUAAAGGUCUAGUGUAGAUUUUCAUGAGUUGACUCUCUGUUAGGAGAAUUCUAACAGAAUCUCUCAGCACUCUACAUUGCUAUCUACAUCUGCCUUCUCAUCCUAUACGUGCCAAACCCUGUCUCUGUGUCUUCACAAAGGAAGAGAUUAGAGUGUCUUUAGUUAUGAUGCCAAAUUGAAUUAAUUUCCAUGUGUCUAUAAUAUAUUGCCUAAUGUUCAGAAAAGGGGAUAUACACUAUAUAUACAAAAGUAUGUGGACACCCCUUUAAAUUAGUGGAUUUGGCUAUUUCAGCUACACCUGUUGCUGACAGGUGUAUAAAAUCGAGCACACAGCCAUGCAAUUUCCAUAGACAAACAUUGGCAGUAGAAUGGCCUUACUGAAGAGCUCAGUGACUUCAACAUGGCACCGUCAUAGGAUGCCACCUUUCCAACAAGUCAGUUAGUUCAAUUCCUGCUUUGCUAGAGCUUCCCCGGUCAACUGUAAGUGCUUUUAUUGUGAAAUGGAAACUUCUAGGAGCAACAACGGCUCAGCUGCGAAGUGGUAGGCCACACAAGCUCAGAACGGGACCGCAGAGUGCUGAAGCACUUAAAAAACGUCCGUCCUCGGUUGCAACACUCACUAUCAAGUUCCAAACUGCCUCUGGAAGCAACAUCAGCACAAUAACUGUUAUUUGGGAGCUUCAUGAAAUGGGUUUCCAGCCGCACACAAGACUAAGAUCACCAUGCACAAUGCCAAGCGUCGGCUGGAGUGGUGUAAACUUGCCGCCAUUGGACUUUGGAACAGUGGAAACGUGUUCUCUGGAGUGAUUGAAUCAUACUUCACCAUCUGGCAGUCCGACUGAUGAAUCUGGGUUUGGCGGACGCUAGGAGAACGCUACCUGCCCGACUGUAUAGUGCCAACUGUACAGUUUGGUGGAGGAGGAAUAAUGGUCUGGUGCUGUUUUUCAUGGUUCGGGCUAGGCCCCUUAGUUCCAGUGAAGGGAAAUCUUAACGCUACAGCAUACAAUGACAUACUAGACAAUUGUUACUUCCAACUAAGUGGCAACAGUUUGGGCAAGGCCAUUUCCUGUUUCAGCAUGACAAUGCCCCCAUGCACAAAGCGAGGUCCAUACAGAAAUUGUUUGUCAAGAUCGGUGUGGAAGAACUUGACUGGCCUGCACAAAAUCCUGACCUCAACCCCAUCGAACAUCUUUGGGAUUAAUUGGAAUGCCGACUGUAAGCCAGACCUAAUCGCCAGUGCCUGACCUCUCUAAUGCUCUUGUGGCUGAAUGGAAGCAAGUCCCCGUAGCAAUGUUCCACCAUCUAGUGGAAAGCCUCCCUCAAGAGUGGAGGCUGUUAUGGCAGCAAAGGGGGAUCAACUCCAUAUUAAUGCCCAUGAUUUUGGAAUGAGAUGUUCGACGAGCAGGUUUCCACAUACUUUUGGUAAUGUAGUGUACUUGCACUAAGAUACACUACAGAUUAAUGCAGUCAGCUGUUUUUUUUAUUUUUCUGUGGUAUUCAUGAAACUUUUGUUUGUUUCAAUUAUAUUUUGGUAACAUGGGUUUGAAACAUACUAUUGAGUGAUUUUGUGCAAUAUAACACGAAGUGGCAAUACUAUAAGGGUGAUGUUUAUCUAUUUUGAGCUCAUUGGCAUUUGUCUAACAUGCUUAAAUUGUGUAUUAAAUUAUUUCUACGGUAACAAUGUGCUUGGAGAAAUGUGAUCAUCUCAAGCAGCAAUAUGGACUCCAUGCUUUAAUAGAUGUAGGAAUUCAUUGUUUUCCAAUGGAACCUUGAGAAUGAGCUUCUGGAAAAUAUCAAUGAUUUAACUUAUGUUUGUUUAAAUAAAGGGAUAUUCUGUGUUUGGAAA
Messenger RNA from Oncorhynchus nerka (sockeye salmon), 3613 nucleotides. It is a transcript of the gene sgcb, whose product is annotated as sarcoglycan, beta (dystrophin-associated glycoprotein). Gene Ontology annotation, biological process: muscle organ development. The record is from RefSeq and is a predicted model, not a curated record. The transcript is spliced from 6 exons. NCBI's taxonomy places the organism in Eukaryota, Metazoa, Chordata, Actinopteri, Salmoniformes, Salmonidae. The coding region runs from base 229 to 1170 and encodes 313 amino acids. Gene Ontology annotation, cellular component: sarcoglycan complex; sarcolemma.